Messenger RNA from Prionailurus viverrinus (fishing cat), 4660 nucleotides. RefSeq names its product zinc finger protein 780B-like. Gene Ontology annotation, biological process: regulation of DNA-templated transcription. The record is from RefSeq and is a predicted model, not a curated record. Lineage: Eukaryota; Metazoa; Chordata; Mammalia; Carnivora; Felidae.
GAUGUAAAGGCCUCAAUGAGGAAGCUGAGACCUGAGAGAUGAAGUGAGGGUGGGUAAAGAGAGUUCCAGGCAAAGAGAACUGUGUUGUGAAAGCCCUAAAGCAAUUAAAGUAUCAGUGGCUGGACUGCGGAGUGACCAAGGCAGUGGCAGGACCUGAGAGAGCAAACAGAAGCCUGCUGGGAAGAGCUUUCUAGGAAAAGGGGAUCAGCGAUGUUUCAGAGGCUGCCCAUGAAUGAAGAGCCUGGGUGCGUGAACAAAGACGUGGAGCAGAGCCCAGCCAACCCAUGUCGGACAAGGAGACACCGAGUCAUUACCAUUAUCCCAAAGAAGGAGCCCCAGGAGGAUGAGAGUAUUAUUGCUGUACAUCUAAAGUCAAGGGAGUGGAAGCGUGAGGAAAAUGGACCAAUUUUGUCAUUCUAAAAACAUGGGCUAUUUUCAGGGCUCUGUGUCAUUCAGGGACGUGGCCAUCAGCUUCUCCCAGGAAGAGUGGGUGUGUCUGGACCCUGCUCAGAGGGCUUUGUACAGGGACGUGAUGUUGGAGAACUAUAGCCACCUGCUCUCACUGGCAGGAAGGUCCAUUUCUAAGCCAGAUGUGAUUACCUUACUGGAGCAAGAGAAAGAGCCUUGGGUGGUUGUGAGGAAAGAAACAAGUGGAUGGUACCCAGAUUUGGGGUCAAAUUAUGGAGCUAAGAAGUUAUCUCCAGAAAAUGAUAUUUACGAAACAAAUUUGCCCAAACAGAGUAUAACGCAAAUAAGUAAAACCCCUGGCCUCAAGGCCUCCAAUUGUAGAAAUGACUCAAAAUGCAGAAAUAGAUUUAGGGGACGACAGAGACAUCAAGAGGGGCAUAUCAGUCAAAAGAUAAUAAGCUAUGAAAAAAUGCAUACUUAUACUCAUCAUAUUUCUCUUAUUCACAAUACAGAUAAGCCAUAUGAAUGUAAGGAGUGUGGGAAGUACUUUAGUCGUGGUUCAAAUCUUAUUCAGCAUCAGAGUAUUCAUACGGGAGAGAAACCCUACAAAUGUAAGGAAUGUGGGAAGGCCUUUCGACUUCUUAUCCAGCUUACUCGCCAUCAGAAAUUUCAUAGUGGUGAAAAACCCUUUAAAUGUAAGCAAUGUGGGAAAGCUUUUAGUCUUCCCACCCAGCUCAAUCGCCAUGAGAACAUUCAUACAGGUGAGAAACCAUUUGAGUGUAAGGCAUGUGGUAAGUCCUUUAAUCGUAGCUCAAACCUUGUUCAACAUCAGAGUAUUCAUACGGGUGCAAAACCCUAUGAAUGUAAAGAGUGUGGGAAAGGCUUUAAUCGUGGUUCAAACCUUAUUCAGCACCAGAAAAUUCAUUCUAGUGAGAAACCCUUUGAGUGUAAGGAGUGUGGGAAGGCCUUUAAAUAUCAUUACCAACUUACUGAACAUUGUCGAAUUCAUACUGGUGAGAAACCCUUUGAAUGUAAAGAAUGUGGGAAGGCCUUUUGUCUUCCAGUAGAGCUUGCUAGACAUCAGAACUUUCAUACUGGUGGGAAACCAUUUACAUGUAAGGAAUGUGGCAAGGCCUUCAGUCGUGGCUCGAAUCUUGUCCAACAUCAGAGUAUUCAUACUGGUGAGAAACCCUAUGGAUGUAAGGAGUGUGGGAAGGCUUUUAGACUUCACCUACAACUUUCUCGACAUCAGAAAACGCAUACUGGUGAAAAACCAUUUGAAUGUAAAGAAUGCGGGACAGCCUUCCAAUAUCAGUACCAACUUAUUGAGCAUCAGCGAAUUCACACAGGUGUGAAACCUUAUGAAUGUAAGGAAUGUGGGAAAUUGUUUCGUCGUGGUUCAAACCUCAUUCAACAUCGGAGUGUUCAUACUGGAAAGAAACCUUUUGAAUGUAAGGAAUGUGGGAAGGCCUUUAGACUCCAUAUACAACUUACUCGACAUGAGAAAUUUCAUACCGGUGAGAAGCCCUUUGAAUGUGGAAAAUGUGGGAAAGCCUUUAGUCUUCUCACCCAGCUUCAUCGCCAUGAGAACAUUCAUACAGGUGAGAAACCAUUUGAAUGUAAAGAAUGUGGGAAGUCCUUUAAUCGUGUCUCAAACCUUGUUCAACAUCAGAGUAUUCAUGCUGGCGUGAAACCCUAUGAAUGUAAAGAGUGUGGGAAGGGCUUUAAUCGUGGUUCAAACCUUAUUCAGCAUCAGAAAACUCAUUCUAGUGAGAAACCCUUUGAGUGUAAGGAGUGCGGGAAGGCCUUUAGGUAUCAUUACCGACUUAUUGAACAUCAUAGAAUGCAUACUGGGGAGAAACCCUUUGAAUGUAAAGAAUGUGGGAAGGCCUUUACUCUUCUGACACAGCUUACUCGACAUCGGAACAUUCAUACUGGUGAGAAACCAUUUAAAUGUAAGGAAUGUGGCAAGGCCUUCAAUCGUGGUUCAAAUCUUGUUCAACAUCAGAGUAUUCAUACUGGCGAGAAACCCUACGGAUGCAAGGAGUGUGGAAAGGCUUUUAGACUUCACCUACAACUUUCUCGACAUCAGAAAACGCACGCUGGUGAGAAACCAUUUGAAUGUAAGGAAUGUGGGGCAGCCUUUAGACAUCAGUACCAAGUUAUUGAACAUCAGCGAAUUCAUACAGGUGUGAAACCCUAUGAAUGUAAGGAAUGUGCAAAGAGCUUUAGUCGUGGUACAGACCUUAGAGUACAUCAGAGAAUUCACACUGGUGAGAAACCCUUUGAAUGUAAGGAAUGUGGGAAGGCCUUUCGACAUCAUUAUCAGUUUCUUGGACAUUCCAGAAUUCAUACUGGUGAGAACCCCUAUGAAUGUAAGGAAUGUGGGAAAUGCUUUAUUUGCAGUAGUGAACUUAGAGUACAUCAGAGAAUUCAUACUGGUGAGAAACCGUAUCAGUGUAAGGAAUGUGGGAAGGCCUUCAGUCGUAGCUCAAACCUUAUUCAACAUGUUAAAAUUCAUACUGGUGAGAAGCCCUAUGAAUGUAAGGAAUGUGAAAAGGCCUUUAGCAAUAAUUAUGAACUUACUGUACAUCAGAGAAUUCAUACUGGUGAGAAACCUUAUGAAUGUAAGGAAUGUGGGAAAACUUUUAGACUUAGUUCAGUCUUUACUGCCCAUCAGAGAAUUCAUACAGGUAUGAAACCCUAUGAAUGUAAAGAAUGUGGAAAGAGCUUUAGUUGUAGCUCAAACCUUAUUCAACAUGAGAGGAUUCAUACUGGUGAAAAACCUUAUGAAUGUAAGGAAUGUGGGAAGGCCUUUAGACUUAGGUCAGUGUUUAUUGCCCAUCAGAGAAUUCAUACAGGUCUGAAACCCUAUGAGUGUAAAGAAUGUGGGAAAGCCUUUACUGUGACUGGUCAGCUGACCCGACAUCAGAAAAUUCAUAAUCGUCAGAAGUCCUAUGAAUAUAAGGAAUGCGGGAAAAAAACCUUCCCUGGUUAUGAACAGCUUACUCAUCAUCAGAGAGUUCACAGUGGCAAGAAACCCUAUGAUAUAAAAGAAUGUGGGAAGACCUUCCAUCAUGGACUGAGAUUUGCUCAACAGCACAGUAUUCCUACUGGUGAGGAACUCCUUGAGUAUAAGUAAUGUGGAAGGAUUGACAGUCACAGCAAACACUUUAGAGUAGAGAAGACAUUCUGAUGAGGGAGUCUUUAAAUGUAAGAAAUACAGGGUGGCCGUCGUGUUCAUUGUUUACUAAUCAUGAAAGAUAUUUUACUACGUAUGUUAAUUUCAUGCAUUUAGAAAAGCCUUCAAACUCCAACUGGAGAAAAACUAUUCUUGGAACAAAUAUAAGCUACAUCUACCUGAGGCAUGUGCUUUAUUUCCAUUUCACUACCUAUGUGACAUUAGACUAGGUGUCUAGCCUCUUUUUGCAUCAUUUAUAAUGGCAAUGGUAGUGAGUACUAGUGCAAUUAUAGGAAUAAAUGUGUUACAGUACACAGAAAAUCCUUGAAAAAGUAUUUGGCACAUGCUUGUGCUCAUAAAGGAUAGCUUUUGCAUUGUUCCAUUAGCAUUACUGUUACUGAGGACAGGAAAAGUGUAUUGUGAAUCAUUUAGAAAAACCUCAUCCAUUCACCAUUAAGUUUUAAAUAACUUCCGUAUAAAAUUUCAUGGGAGGUAAAUAACACGUGAGGAUUUUCAUUAAGAGCUCAUCCCUUGGGGCGCCUGGGUGGCGCAGCCGGUUAAGCGUCGGACUUCAGCCAGGUCACGAUCUCGCGGUCUGUGAGUUCGAGCCCCGCGUCGGACUCUGGGCUGAUGGCUCAGGGCCUGGAGCCUGUUUCCGAUUCUGUGUCUCCCUCUCUCUCUGCCCCUCCCCCGUUCAUGCUCUGUCUCUCUCUGUCCCAAAAAUAAAUAAACGUUGAAAAAAAAAAUUUAAAGAGCUCAUCCCUUAAGUUACAUCAGAAAGUUAAUUUUGGAAAGAAACCCUAUGGAUUUCGUGCGUGAGGAGAUAUUGAGAAAACAGCUGUUGAAGAAUCAGGGAGAGUUUUUGAAGUGAUUUGUCUAUAAAAGGCAACAGGCAGAAAAUGUAUAAUUUAUAUUCUCUGUCCAGAAGUUAAGAUAAAUAUUAGUGAAAGAAUAGCAAAAUAAAAGCUAUCCAUGGGGCGCCUGGGUGGCGCAGUCGGUUAAGCGUCCGACUUCAGCCAGGUCACGAUCUCGCGGUCCGUGAGUUCGAGCCCCGCGUCAGGCUCUGGGCUG